This is a messenger RNA of Caenorhabditis remanei, 459 nucleotides long. RefSeq lists its product as uncharacterized. Lineage: Eukaryota; Metazoa; Nematoda; Chromadorea; Rhabditida; Rhabditidae. Bases 1 to 459 code for a protein of 152 amino acids. The record is from RefSeq and is a predicted model, not a curated record. The transcript is spliced from 2 exons.
AUGUUCUUGGCUGUGUCCUUUGGAAGAAUUCUGCUGAUUGAAGAUCCGAGAAGAGUGUUUGCUGGAGGAAUCAUUUGUGGGAAGAGUUGUCCGACAAGGCUCCGCUCCAAUGUUGCUCAAUUUCUUGUAGGAUAUCAUGCUACAUGGUCCGGUAGAAACUGGUGGGGAGUAGAUGACUUGGUACCAUUGUCCCAUAAGUGGAUCCAACUCGAAUUCGACUGGAUCUGGUUUCUGAGUACAGAGAGGGGAAGAUGGUUUGAUAAUCAAGUCUUGGAUCAUCUCGAGGUUGCUGCUGAUGGCGGCAGAUUGAGCUGGAGUGAGAACGAUGGAUCCGUUGUCUUUUCUCUCAACCAUGGUUUCAUUCGACUGAAAAUGCUGUGUAAUGCUGAAAGUUUCCGGAGAAUCUAUUGUUUACCUCAAGAGAUCCACUGGAAAGAGCCUUGUAGAGCAUAUCUGUGA